AUGAGUAAUGGUUAAUUUUGUAAAAGUGUUGGCCAAUUUCAAAUAGAUCUGACUUCAUCUUUAGGGAAAGGUACAUUUGGAGAAGUGUACUUAGGAAGGGAUACUAAAACAUUUGAGAUACUUGCAGUUAAAGUUAUUAAUUUAAAAGGGAAUGAGAAACAAGUAGAUUAAAUCACAAAAUUGUGUCAGAAUGAAUGUUAAAUCAUGUAGCGUUUAAAACAUCCAAAUUUAGUUAAGUUUUAUUAACUAUAAAGAACUUAAAAUAAUAUAUAUUUCAUGAUGGAAUAUUGUGAGGGAGGAACCUUGAAUUCCUAUAUUGAUAAGAAAUGUCAAAAAAAUUAACUGAAAUAUUUGGCAGAAUCAGAGGCCAGAAUUAUUUUAAGUUAAAUAGUUAAUGGAUAUUAAGAAAUGUAUAAUUAAAAUAUAGUUCAUCGUGAUUUAAAACCAAGCAAUAUUCUCAUGAAUAAAGGAGUGGCAAAGAUUUCAGAUUUUGGGUUUAGUAAAAUCCUAAGUGAUUUUGAAAACUAAGUACUUAUGACCUUUGCUGGGACACCAUUAUAUAUGUCUCCUUAAAUUUUGACUUCUCAAAUAUCAAGACAAUAUUCUACAAAAACAGAUAUAUGGUCCUUAGGAAUUAUAUUUUAUGAAGUCCUCUAUGGAUAGACUCCUUGGAAAGCAAGUUCAAUAUAAGAACUCAUGAUUAAAAUACAAACAGUUCCUAUAAAAUUUCCAGCAAUUCCUCGUGUUUCAGAUUAAAUGAAAUAAAUAAUAUCAAAAAUGUUAAAAGUAGAUGAAAAGGAUAGAAUGAGUUGGGAAGAAUUAUUUUAAUUAUAAAUCUAGCAUGAUCAAGAAUCAUUAUUAAACUUAGACAAAAGUGUUAUAAUGAUUAAUUAGGAAAAAGAUACAUUUAAAAAAAAGAAUCUAGAAAAAAAUUUAAACAGAGGUGUUGUUUAGAAUAUACAACAUGGCAGAUAACAAUAAGAAUAGAUAGAAAAAGCUUAUCCAAAAUUAGAUAAUAACUCAAAUAAAAGUAAAUCAACAGAAUAAUCAGAAUCUUAAAAUUAAUCUUCGGUUAGUCCCAAAAGAAAAGAGAAAAUAUUAUCAUAAAAAGAAAGUUCUUCUUCUCCAAUUAAAACCUUAACAAAUUUUAAUUAAAAUUAGAAUUAGAAUGUUUUAGGAAGAGAAUAAUAAUAAUAGAUAUUAAAUAAUUCUAUAAUAAAGAAGAUUUCAGAUUGGAUUACACAUAAAAAAAAUAAAUCAGAAUUUCUAAAUACAUUGUCUCAAUAAUUAUUUGAGUAAUGGUCUGCAUGUAUAUAAAUUCCUAUUUAUUCAUAGAAAAAUUUUAAUAGCAUUAAAGUGUUUAUUUAGGAAUUUGUUUUUUGUUGACAAAAUACUAGGUACUAAUUUUAUAUAAGACUAUGACAAGAUUAUAAAAAAAGACUUUAUCUAAGUAUUUGAUAUGUUUAUAAUUUUUAGUACAACUAAAAGAUUUACAGAAAAGGAAUGGGCAAUUUUUUGUUAAAGCAAAGAAUAUUUUGAAUCAUUAAAAUUGAUAAAGACAGAUUAUGAUUUAAUAAAAGAAUUUCUUAUAGAAUUAGUUAAAAGAACAUAAUAAUCUCUUUGUGAUACAGAGAUAGAAGAAAUUAAAUUAAUUAAAACUAUUGCAAAUAUGGAGUAGGUAGAAAAAAAUAAAUUUGAUUUCAUUUUCUAAAAUGGCUUAUAGUAUUAUCGUAAAAUUGUCUUGGAAUAAUUACAUAAAGAAUAGAAUGAUAGAAGUUAUUUGGAAUUUGCUGUUCGCUUAAAGGAUUGUUGUAGAAUACAUGAAAUUUUUAAAUUCUAAGUGGUAGAUUUCUUCAAAUAUGAAGAUGAUAUCACUAAUUCUUCUAACUAAUAAUUAUUAGAGUAUUUGUUGAAAUGA
Paramecium pentaurelia is the source of this 1918-nucleotide messenger RNA. NCBI's taxonomy places the organism in Eukaryota, Ciliophora, Oligohymenophorea, Peniculida, Parameciidae. The record is from the annotation of a GenBank genome assembly.